UAGUCGAAAGCAAAGCGCCAUUUCCGUUUACUCGAACUCUCUUUCUCUCACUCUCUUCGUCUCUCGAAAGCGCAUCGAAUCGACCAUUGAGUCGCCCCCUAGGAUUUUGGGGGCGGGAACCCUCCCCUCUCGAGCCAAAUUUCCGGUGCAUCACGAUGAAAAUAAGGACCUGAUGGAGGAAGAGGAGGUUGAAUAUGAAGAAGUCGAGGAAGAGAUAGAAGCGGAGGAAGAAGAGGAAGCUGAGGAGGAGGAGGCUGCGCAAGAAGAAAAUGCGGCUGCUGAUGGAAAAGGCCAUGCUGGUGAUGAUAAUAUGAAAGAUGCUCAUGAGGGUGAGGAUGAGGAUGAUAGUGAUAAGCAGGCUGAGCUUCUUGCUCUUCCUCCUCAUGGAUCUGAGGUUUUUAUUGGUGGCAUUUCCAAGGCGUCUGAAGAAGAUGUGAAGCGCUUUUGUCAAUCUGUGGGGAAAGUCACCACGGUUAGGUUGAUGACAAACAUGUACUCAUCUGAGAAGAAGGCUUAUGCCUUCGUUACUUUUAGAACCAAGGAGUUAGCUACAAAGGCCAUCAAGGAACUGAACAAUAAUGAACUAAAGGGAAGGAAGGUAAAAUGUUCAACUUCUCAUGCGAAGAACAAGUUGUUCAUUGGUAAUGUCCCUUGUCGCUGGUCAGAGGGUGACAUGAGGAGAGCAGUGGAAAAGGUUGGUCCUGGAGUAAUUAAAGUCAACUUAAAGGAGGUCAGGAACUCCAGUUAUAAUUGUGGUUUUGCUUUCGUUGAAUACUAUAAUCAUGCUUGUGCCGAAUACUCGAGAGAGAAGAUGUCUACUCCAGAAUUCAAGUUGGAUUCUAAUGCUCCUAUAGUGGGCUGGGCAGAGCCAAAGUGUGGUGAAUCUUCUUCUGCUUCUCAGGUGAAAACACUCUACAUAAAGAACUUGCCAGCGAAUGUGACCAAAGAACAGCUGAAAAAGCUGUUUGAACACAAUGGACAAAUUACAGGAGUGGUGCUCCCUCCUGCCAAAACUGGGCGUGAAAAGAGUGUGCCUUUUGUACAUUUUGAAGGGCGAUGGAUGGCCAUGAGAGCUCUCAGGAACACAGAGAGAUACGAACUUGAUGAUGAUUUCUGCAGUUUCUGCUCACUACUUGGCACUACAUUUCUUCUUCUUUUUUUUGAGAGGAAGGUCUAGUUCUGGAUUGCUCCAUAGCCAGGCCUUCAGCUGAGAAGAAAGAUAAGGCAGUAGAUAAUUACAAAAGGGUUGGUUUGUUACCAUUACCAAGUUAUUCUCCUUUUGGAUAUGGUGUUAUGCCGGGUGCAUAUGGUGCGAUUCCUGCAGCUUAUCCUGUGAUUUGCGGAAGGAGAACUCCUGGCUUGAUGGUACCUUCGAUGUUACCCGACGGGCGGCUUGUGCAACCUGGACAACCUGCGGCCGCCCCACAGCAGCGAGGAGUUAAUAGGAGUAGAAGUGAUAAUAGACGUGGGGGAAGAUAUCGGCCCUACUGAAUACUCCGGUAAAAUUGUAUGCUUUCCAAAACCUUCUUUGUUGUGUCCUCUAAAACAUGUGCAGCCUGAUGAAGAUAUGUAAGCAAGAGAACUGUAGUCUGUUCCUGACAUUCUACUUUUUGGAAAAACUGUCCUGGAAGAAGUAAUUCCAUUCCUAGCAAAAUUACUCAGUUGCUUGUCGGUGUUGUUCAAUUCCCCCCGUAUGUUGUUUGUUGCAAAAUGAAAUACGAUUAUGAGAAUGAUGAUAUUAACAAAGCUUUGAUUACUGAUGCAGAGACACAUCAAAUUCAGUUA
This is a messenger RNA of Ananas comosus (pineapple), 1785 nucleotides long. RefSeq names its product APOBEC1 complementation factor-like. Gene Ontology annotation, cellular component: nucleus. The record is from RefSeq and is a predicted model, not a curated record. Gene Ontology annotation, molecular function: mRNA binding. Lineage: Eukaryota; Viridiplantae; Streptophyta; Magnoliopsida; Poales; Bromeliaceae.